This is a messenger RNA of Protopolystoma xenopodis, 366 nucleotides long. The record is from the annotation of a GenBank genome assembly. NCBI's taxonomy places the organism in Eukaryota, Metazoa, Platyhelminthes, Monogenea, Polystomatidea, Polystomatidae.
CGUUCCGGCGUGUUGGAGCGAAAUCAUAAUUUUCAUUCAGCCCAUAAUCAUAACUUGUCCGAAAGUCUGUCACGUAGUCAUCUUAUUCCCGAUCAGGUUCAAUCAAAUUCUAAGCUUGCUGAUGCUACAAGUGAAGUAUCUCUUCGUUAUUCACCUAUUUACACGUUUCUGCAUCAUGAUCAUUCUCCAUCGACUCGGGAAGAAAUGACUGCCACCAAGGGCAGACAAAAACCUCAUGGUCUUGCCGAGUUACAAACUCGAUCAUCUAACCUUGAUUCCACUCCAGCACCUUCCACAAGCUCUGCAGAUCUUAGAAAUAGUCUUACCUCGGUUUCGCAACUUGGUCGCGUUGGCAUGGCGACUUAG